AGUUAUUUAUUGUUUAAUAACUUUCAUGUCAGAAAUAGUGGAUUUUGUUUUAUUCAAAUGGGUACAAGAUAUUGUGUUUUUUGGUGUAUGUGAGGUUAAUAUCCACUCAUAGAUUGGAUAUCAAUCAGGAGUAUUUAAAUGCGACGCAAAGACAAAAACACCUCGACAAAGCAAUAAAUAAUCAUAUUGUCGGUGUUUCCAUCUUUUAAUUUCGUUACAAAGACGGGUUGAAUAAGUAAUUCCAUCCUAUGGUCGCUUUCUUUGGACAAUGGAAGACGUAGAAGAGCGCAUGCGCUUUGAGGAAGAGGAAGUAACGACAAUUCACCGGAAGAGGAUUCUGACGCAAAGCACCACGCGCCGAAAGCAGACGAAAGAUGUAAAAUUAACGAAAAGUAAAGGCGGAACAGUUCAGAGCGAAAUAAAACUCAGUCCGUUCAUAAUCGGCGCAAAACAACCCGACAAAAGCACACUCGGAACACCACCGACUUCCCGAAAGUCCGGAUAUGUUCAAAAGCUCGUACAGGAAACGCUGAAUGAGUACAAAGGGAAAGAACUCCCGCGGAAAGCCAUAAACAGUAACUCUCUAUUCUUUGGUGCCCUGGAUUCAGAUAAUGAAGACGAGGGGGAUCCGGUGGCCGGACAGCAGCACCGGAAAUGGACAUUCGUGGGAGCCUCCGAGGGCAUCGCGCGGUUCCGGAAGAUGGUACAGUUCGUCAUCCUGGCUCGGCACGUCUUCACUCGCCGUCGCUCUUUGACUCUGAGCAGGCGGGACAGUAUUCUCUUUUUCAUGGACCGAGAGACGAACAGAAGUGAACAACUGGAAACGGAAAUGCCGAGUUUUGACGUCAGCGCUUUCAAAUCUAUAGGGCAGAAAACCAAGAUGGCAAGUGUGAAGUCGUGUCUGGAGAUCCCGCCAUCGGAGCGUACGGACGUACAGAUCAAUCAUAUGGUGCACACAAUGCGGACUUUCGCUAAAUUUGCUAACUAUCCACUCGCCGUGCAGACGGACAUAUGUAAACGAGGCUGGUACGCGAGAUUUGAGAGUUCCCGAGUGAUUGUCAAGGAGGGCAGCAGGGCGGAAUAUUAUUAUCUCAUCCUUUCCGGAAUUGCCGUGUAUCGCGACGUAGAGACGGAAACGGAAGCAUUCAGGAAAGCGGACGUUACGCCUACAGCGUCUUUCUUAAAACCGGGGGAUACAUUAGGGGAGCGGGAGAUCCUGACGAACACGGAGCGACCGGCCACCGUGGUCUGCAAGGAGCACAUGGAGGUGCUUGGGCUGGACAGGGAAUCCCUGCUCGACAUCUUCCGGGCCGCCGGAGGGCUGGGAUCCAUAGAGUUCCUCAAAUCUGUACCGGAACUUUCCGAUUUCCCGCUUGCUCUUCUGCAAACCUACCACUUUUCCAUGGCAGUCCAUCACUACCGCCGGGGUUCGGUGAUUGUCAAAAACAGCAACGACUCGGAGUGGGUCUACAUCGUGAAAACGGGCUCCUGUCAGGUUUAUAAGGCGACCAAGGAGGCACGGAAGGAGAGGCGGCAGCGUUCCGGAAGUCGCCCGUCCUCGAUGACCAAGCGGAAGGAUCGCGUCAAGAGCGGCCUCGUCUUUCCCCGUAUUAAAACAGACGGAUUGAAAAGUUCAUCCACGGUCGAAAUCAACGAUGCAGAUUCGAAGAAGAAGAAAGUACAUCCGAGUAUCGAGAGAGCACAGACAGUGAUGUUACCGUCUGUAAAUCCAGGAAAGACUUCACUGAUCAAUACAGUCCAAGAAAACGAGAGAUUACACAGUCCAAACGUUCGCACUAAUUCACGUCUGCAUCGCGAAAGCGUCGAAUUAUCUCCAAGACAGAAUACGAAACAAACGCCUGAAAAAAAGAAGCAGAAAAAUAGUAAAAAGCUAGGAACAAAUACGCCAGACAUUUUGCGAUUAUCACGAACUGACAGUGUUUUGAGAGACACCUCAGUAUCAAGUCCACGUGCGCAACACAGCCGGAAAAAAUCGCAAAGCCCUUCGACUAGGAACAAGAAAUCACCAAAUUUAUCCGGGAGCGAUUCCAUGAACUCUCCAAGAAAGUGCUACAAUAUUUCAGAGAGUAACGAUAUGCAAACGCAAGCGGACCGUAAUGGUCACGACAGCACACGGGACGAUAUAGGGUCUACAUUCUUCGUGCGUCUCGGUGCUAUUAGCGAAAACGGGGUCUUUGGAAUGCACUCGCUAGUCUAUGAUGAUAUGCCAAACCUUAGUCUAGUCAGCCAAGGGGCCGAGUGUGUACUAAUAUCGAAGCAAUUUCUAAAAGACCACAUCACGCCGAGCAUAGCAAAUCGGCUCAAGGCAAAGUUGCCGCCAUAUCCGAGUUCCGGUCAACUGAGGCACGCGCUCGAUGAUCAACUGAACUGGGAGAAUUACAGAGACAAGGUCGUUAGCGAUAUCCUCAAUUAGCGCAAACCAUGACGUCAUGAGCCGUGACCUUCUUUCUUCGAAAAUCUUUUGGGUGGUUCACGGCUAGUGUUGAAACAGUUGAAAAUCUCGAUCAUUUACUAAAGACUAUUUCUAUUGUGAAUAGCAAUUACAGCGUUAUUUGCACUCUGAAUUUGUGUCUUGUUCUGAUAAAACUGGGCAUAAUACAUGUGCGUAAAGUGUCGUCACAGAUUAGCCUGUGCAGUCCGCACAGGCUAAUCAGGGACGACACUUUCCGCCUAAACUUGAUUUUCGGUAAGGAGGGACUUCCUUGAAACUAAAAAUACCAUUAAAGCGAAAAGUGUCGUCCCUGAUUAGCCUGUGCGGACUGCACAGGCUAAUCUGGGACGACACUUUACGCACAUGAAUUAAGCCCAGUUUUCUCAGAAUUCAAGACCGUUCAGAGUGAUGGCAAUUCAAUUGAAAUUAAUUAUUAUGAACCGCUCUUGCUUGGGCCGUUUAUUUGUUUACAUUUCUCAAAAUCAUUAACUGACGAUGCUGUAUUUGAAUUUCGUAUUUGCAUACACAUGUAAACAAUAUUGUUUAAUACAUCGUAAGUGAUUUACAAUUUAAAGGGGCCUUUUCACAGAUUUUUGCAUGUAUUGAAGUUUGUCAUUAACUGCUUUAUAUUGAUAAAUGUAAACAUUGGAUCUAAAAAGCUCAAGUAAAAAUCAAGAAUAUAAUUAAAAAAGAAAAAAAAGGUUACCCUCAGUAGGGCUCGAACCACUGACCCCUGGAGUCCUGCAGUAAAAAGUCAACCACUUAGACCGCUCGGCCAUCCUUCCAGAUCCAAUGUCAGUAGUAUUUUAUACUUUAUAUAAGCAAUCCUCGUAGUUUCACAAAAUAUCACGACAACAACAGAACUCUCCAAAUUACUAAUUCGUUACGCGUUGCAACGCUUUAUAAUUUUCAGGUUUUAAAUCGUCAAAAGAUGAAUAAUGGCUAUUUUAGAGAAUGGUUUAUGUUCAGUAUUACUGUUUCCUCACAAAUAUCAUAACUAAAACGAUACUUUGCGAAUAUGAAACAACUUUUUUCAAUUUUGUCAAUUUACCCAAACGUGAAAAGGCCCCUUUAAACGAUCUACAACAUUUAUAAUAAUGCAAUUUAGUAUCGUAGAGGGGUCCUUGCAAAGAGACUUCAUGAGCUAGAUUGUUUUGUGAGCCCACGUUACACUACAAACUGUGUGGUUCACAUAUCAUUGGGAUCGAUUUGGUUAUUUACAGUGCAUCUUGUUACAAUUCUCUAAAUAUAGAAAGUCGCGAGAUCUUUUGAAUAUGAAUAACAUUAAGCGUGCGUCGACUUUUUCCAUUUUGCUUUUUGCCUUUAUUAACAAAAGGUUAUUGUAGCACCACACGCUGUUAUGAAUUACAUAUAUUUACCGCCUAUAUGUACGCGUGUAUCAAUAUUUAUUUAAGUGUUGUUUGUGUAAUUUAUUUUCAAUUUAAUAUUAAUAGCAUGUUCAUAAGAAAUAGAUUGUUCGAUUAUUAAAUUGUAGACCAUAAA
Molecule: messenger RNA, 3955 nt
Organism: Dreissena polymorpha
Lineage: Eukaryota; Metazoa; Mollusca; Bivalvia; Myida; Dreissenidae
Exons: 17
Coding region: 269-2434 (721 amino acids)
Source: RefSeq, a predicted model, not a curated record